This is a messenger RNA of Mugil cephalus (flathead mullet), 7866 nucleotides long. Its product is annotated as beta/gamma crystallin domain-containing protein 1-like. The record is from RefSeq and is a predicted model, not a curated record. Bases 247 to 7338 code for a protein of 2363 amino acids. Lineage: Eukaryota; Metazoa; Chordata; Actinopteri; Mugiliformes; Mugilidae. The transcript has 23 exons.
UCCGCUGGAGGGGCUGAACUUCAACAUCAGGCAUAGUUCAAGAUCACACAGUCUCCCGCACUCCUGCAGUUGUGGAUGCUGCACUAAGAGUGACGGACUAAACCGAGCGUGUCCAUCAGUUAGACAUGCACCUUAGAGAAUCAGAUUUUAAGCUGUACAAACGGGCAGCGGCUCACAUGUUGGAGGGGGACCGAAAAGUUUUCUUCUGUGUGUAGUUAAGGGGAGUUUUUGUUCUAAACCAAAAUCAUGUUCACAUCCUACAUAAAGAGUCUGAAUGAUAUGGUAUUUACUACGUCUGAGAGUCCAGAAGAGCAGCCGAGUACCGGAGUCUUGGGUCGCAUUGGCAACUGGCUCUCUCCGUGGAGGGGAAAAGCUUCAAAGAGUCAGACUGAAAAUGCCUCCUCAACCAGUGAUCACAAGUCAGAGGGAGAGGAGGAGAGUGAGGAGUUCGUGAGACCCCAGGCGGGGGAACCACGGUGGGAGGAGGAGAAUCCCAAUUCACUGCGUCUCCACGGAGACAUUUUGCCUUGUGAAGAGGAGGACGCCACGCAGUCUGCCCGCAGACACGGCUCUGGUGUGAGCAGCACUGAGACAAGAGAGGGAGGUCCAAAAGAGGAGGAGUCUGCAGAGUGCAGGAACGAGAGAGCAGGGCAGGGCAAGAAGAGGGUGGAAAGCAGCUAUGGUGCUGCAGUGAGUGGGAAUCCUGAGAAGAAUGCCGCUCAUCUGACACAUCUCUCUACCUCUUCCAAAAAGGGAGUGGAAUGCCACUCUGACCAGGGCCGCACCCAGCCUGUGUCCCACAGACAAGCACAAGUCCAAACAGGUAGGAAGCUCCAUGUGUACCUGGAGGAGACCAGCGUGGUUCAGUGUGGCCAAGAUUCCCGUGCUGGACAGCAAGUCGUCUGCACCAAAGUCACAAAAAGCCUGCAGGUUCUCUCCAAGGCAAAGUCACUACCAAGCUUUGAUUUACAGAACAGCUCAACAAGUGCAGAGAGCAAAGGGACAAAUGUGAGGCCUGGUGCUGAGGCACAGGAACAUUACAGCGCUCUAAAGGGAGUGUCACUGAAAUCACACAAAGACUCGCAGUCACAGCCUGAGCUUGACAAAGAGCAAACAGAGACAGACAGCAUGGGGCGUAAAACCUCAGCAAAGAGGAGAGUGAGGAAGAACUCUCAGGGAGAUGGGGGAAACAGCCCUCAGGACAAAGUGCCAACAAAGGCCCAACCUGUGUCACAAGGAAUCCCUCCAUCAGAUAAUUCAUUGACCAGUCCCCGUGGAAAAGGUCCAAGGACUCGCACUGACUCCUCCUCCAAGAACACCCACACCUCACCUGAAGGAGGGAAAAGUAAGACUUCCGGCCCUGAUUCAGUCAAGCAGGUGGUAAACUUCCGGGACUCAGUCAGUGCACCUACACGGGAAUGUGCGAUGGAUGGUGGUGUGGACAUGGAGGACGAUGACAGCCUUUACCAAGUGGAGAGAAAAACAGAGACGCCGGAGUCUAAACGCAGGAGUAUUAAAGUUUCUCAGAGUGAGGUGAAACAUUUUACAAAGCAUGUGCCUUUGAAGAAGAUCUCAGCGGAAGAGAACCAGGAAUGUAAUACAGUUUUAAACGCGGUUGAAGAUAAGGCAGAGAAUAUUCCCACGACAGAGACUGACUCAAGAGCACACGACCAAAAGAAGGCCGGUGAGGAGUCCAAGCCAGUUGUUGGCCGGAUCGCUGAUAAAAUCCACCUGUUUGAGAAGCAGAAGCUUUCAGGGCUGCCCAAGCAGAUAUUCCGAACCCCGAGGAGUGCUGAUGUCUCUCCGAUCAGAAAAGUCACUGAGAGGGUCAAAGCGGACUCCUUUUUGUCUGAUCAGAGGUCAAGAUCGGCCGAACGUUAUGAUGGGGCUCGGUCCAGCUCUGCGUCACCUGCCAGGGAGAAGCCCAUGACGGUCAAGGAGCGAAUGAGGCAAUAUACAGAAGCGUCUAAGUCUCAGGCUAGACCUCGAUCACCAACUAUGAAAGGAAUCUCUAAAAAAUCCUCCUCGUCUUCUGCAGCUGUUGCCUCGGAGUCGCAGAAACUGGAAGGUCAGGGUAAACUGGAUACUAAAGAUAAGAUACAGACAAAAGCAGCGUCAGAAAUAACAUUAAAACCAGAACAACUGGAUAAGGUACGACUAACAGACCAAACGGUGGUCUCUGAGACCUCAGAUCAGGGUACGAAACCUAACAAGGCUGAAGCAGAUCCUCCGGAGCAAGACCAGAGUGAUUCUGCAGAAAUGGCCAGUAGCAUUAGCCCACACUCCAAAGGCCUGAGCAGACCAGGCUCCCGCUCUAAAAAAAAGAAGAGCAGAGAGCCAGCAAGUCCCACCAGCCCAAAUAGUCAAAACAAACCAGAGUGCUCUACAAGUAAGCCAAAGGCCACCGUUGUAAAGCCAGAGCAGGUGCCUGAUAUAAAAGAGAUGGCCUCUUCCUCCAAACAACCUGCAGAGAAAGUGUCAAAUAAAGCAGAUGAACAGCCAGAAUUUAAAAAAGAACCGGAAGUAUCAAAUAAACAGACAAAGCCGUUAGAUGCGUCAUCUGAAAAGAAGAAUAUUGAGAAACUGGUCGCUACAGAGGAGUUACCUGGCCCAUCUGUCAGCCAAGAUGAACCUGAUACUGCCGCUUGUAGCAGCACAGGAACAAAGAAGCCCAUUGACAAGGACCCCGUUAUUUCACCCCAAAAGGAGGAAAAAGCAGAGGCACACAGCCCUGUAUUCACACUGGAAAGAGAAAAUGCCUCUGAGGACAGCAGGGAAACUUCAGCCUCCUCUUCCUCGCCUUCAACUCAACGACCCUUUGAGGAGUCUCCUGCGGAGAAGCAGGAGUCACCUGUUACACGUCCCAAUUUAGAUAAAGAAUUACCUGUGCAGCCUGAAUCAAAAAGCAAAGGGAAGGCACAGGAGCCUGAUGAGAAAGAAACAGCGCAAACACAGCAGCCUCGAAACAAGGACACCAAACUGUUAAAUCAGGUCGCAGCCAACGAUGCGGUGAAAUCUGAAAAGGUGGAGAGUGAAAAAACAAAUCAGACUGAGGGGAAAGAUAAAGAAACAAAAACACCGCAGCCUUCAGAUAGAAAUACCACAAAGGGCAAAGUUUCUCAAAGUGGACAGGGGGUCUCAGGGAAAGGCGGGAGUGUUGCAGCAGUAGAUGAAAGGAGCACAGCUGAAACAAAUGCGAGGUCGGUCAGAGACAUAAAAGACACAGAAGCCAGCCGAGCAGAACCAGCUUCAUCAGAGGUCCCUGUUCAAACACAACACGCCAACGAGACCGUGACUACACACCCUGAAAAAGCCGAUGUUUGUACCAUCAGCCAGACUAAUGAGUCUGCGAGUGGCAUCAAGGGUGAGAAAGAGCAUGCAAAGGUAGAGCCGGCUGUAAAUGUGACUCAGACACAGAGCACAGAAAGCCCUGGAACAGAAACGGGGCCAGGGGUGAUUGCAGCAGAGCCACAGCCUAAUUCAACGUCCGUGGAAAAAAUGGAGAAUUUGCUUGAUGACUCAUGUGCACAUGGUUCUAAUGAUGCGGAGUUCUCCGGCUCAAAACCCGUUACAAAAACAACAACAGAAGUCAAAGAAGUGACUGUAACAGUCGCUAAUGACAUAGCGCCGAUAAGAGGCCAGACUGACAUGACGCAUGAGGCAAAGAAAGAAUCAGCUGCUAAAGAGCCUUCUCCUGUUCCUGUCUGCAAAUCUGAAAGCAGAGAGGAAGCAGGGCAGGAUGACAGGGGAAAUAGUUCCGCUGUCAAAUCAGUGCAGUCAGAAGUCAAAAACUCAGGCGGUGUAAUGAAACCGGCUCCUGUAAAGCCACGGUCUGUGGAAUCAAAUAGUAAAGAGAGCACCAGUGAUAUCACUUCACCCAAGGACGCAGAAAAAAUCACACAGGGCCUCUCAGAUAGCUCUGCUUUCAGCUCCACGGUCAAUGCAAUAGAAAAGUCAGCUGAGAAGACCUGCAGUCCGCCGACCAAGAAAGAAUCUUCAUCUGUUGCUAAUGGUGAUAUGUCCACACAUUCGCAAGUCAAAACGGAGCCAAUCUAUAAGAAGCAGGGUCCAACUCAAGUAGCACCUCCUUCCCCCGAGGCUAAUAAAACGAACUUAACCUCAACCCAGCACUCAACCAUGAAGAAGCUCCAUUUGCCACGAGGACUAAGCAAAGAUGAUACUUCAAAACAGCAAGACUCCCCCUCGAGCUGGCUGGAUUUGGACUUUCCCAAAAGGAAACGUAAAGUCCUAGAGCAAAAGCUGACUUCUUCGGGAAGCGAGAGCAAUCUUUUGGAUACUUCUGCUGAGCUGGAUGAUGACGAUUUUAUUCAGAAAAUCAAGAGCCUUUGUGCACCAUUUUCACUUCCUCCACGCAAGCACAACCACCUCCGGCCACCUCAGCCGCCCUUCGCGAUGCCGGCCAUCAGAGAGGACCGCUUCGAGAAGCCGUUCGACCCCGAGGAGUUCACGUUUGGCUUGAGGAAAAACACCCCGUUCAGCUUUGAAAACACCCCGGGCCUUUUUGCCAAGCGCCAGAACGCGGAUAUAAAGUCUGGCCUGAAGCCCGCCAGGGCUAGUCUGGCAGACAGGAGUAUGCUGCUCACCACCAUGGACUCUCGCCUCAAGGACAAGAACUCUGUCAAGGAGGAGGAGGAUGGCAAGGAAGAGAAGGAUGAUCAGAUCAAGGUGAAGUCUCGCUUGGAGGGGAGCUGUAUCCUCAACAGUCUCACUUUCUCCAGUUUCAGAGCAAAGAAGAAUGAAAUUCAAGCACAGGCAGAGGACACAGCCUCUGGGAAUGUGUCCCCCGCUGGAACCCCCCUGGCCAGCCCUCUACUCCCAACCCAUCCAACUCAUCCUGCCUCAGCUCCACUCAAAGACACAAUGGACAAGCAGGGCAAAGAGGAAGCCCGGGCUGCAGAGUCUGUGGUCAGUGACUCAGGCCCUCCACUUCCUUCUUUUAACGACAUCAAGCUGCCUGACUAUUUAGAGAAGUACCUCCCACUGGAUCAGGCAAAACCAGUCCAGAGCGUGCAAGGACGAGAGCAAGUCAGACCAGAGUUUGGUGGGAAAAUGACCACUCUUGGUGGAGGGGAAGCAGACGUAUCUGUGAAACCAGGUGCGGCGCUUCCCAGCACCGCAGCUCCAUGUGCUCCUGGGAUUCCUCCAACUACUCAGCACCCUAUCCUCUCUCAGACUAAACAGCCUCCAGCAGAGCCAAAGGAGAUAUGCAGAGAUUAUAUAAGGACCGUCAAAGGAUUUCACAGGCGCCCUGGAAAGAUGGUGUUGUUUGAAAAGGCUCAGUUCAGCGGCCAAGCAUAUGAGAUUCACAGGGAUGUGGCAGAUGCUACGUCUCUGCAGCUCUCGCCGCUCACAUCCGUGAAGGUUGUCAGGGGAUGCUGGCUGCUCUACGAGAAGCCCGACUUUCAGGGACGCACCAUCGCCUUGGAGGAAGGGGUCACCGAACUGGCGAACAUGUGGGCCGAGCCCGAGCCGGGGGCAGACCCGCAAAACAGCCCACCGCUGCAGAUCGGCUCCAUUCGACUUGCUGUCAUGGAUUACAGCAUCCCCCGUAUUGAUCUGUUUACUGAACCGGAGGGCCACGGCAGGGUAACGCCAUACCACGAUGAUACAAUAGAGACAGGCUCGUUCGGGAUCCCGCUGAGCACCGCUUCCAUCCAAGUGCACUCUGGGGUGUGGCUGGUGUUCAGUGACCCUGGAUUCCAGGGCAUGAUAGCUGUGUUGGAAACAGGAGUGUAUCCCUUCCCUGAGACUUGGGGAUUUCCAUCACCCUUCGUGGGAUCUCUCAGGCCGCUUAAAAUGGGUGGUUUCAAAGUGGAGAAUCCGAAUGAAGUCAAGGCUGUGGUGUACGAGAAACCUGAGUUUGAGGGCUCCUGUUUGGAAAUCGACAGCGACGUUUUCAGCUUCUGCGACGACGAAGGAGACGUCGUCGCGGAUACGCUGAAGCCGGUCCGUUCUUUGAAGAUCAUCGGAGGCCUAUGGGUGGGCUACAACCAGCCUGGAUUUGAGGGUCAGCAGCACAUCCUAGAGGAAGGAGAGUAUCUGGACUGCUCUGAGUGGGGAGGUUCAGAGCUUCUAUCGCUGAGGCCAAUACUUUCUGAUUUUAUGACCCCACACCUGAAACUGUUCAGCGACAGAGAUUUCGGCAACCUGGGACCGAACAUUGACCUCAUGGUGCCCAUUAGCAACAUGGAUGACACGGACUACGGCAUGAAGACGCAGUCUGUGGAUGUCGUCGGCGGCGUCUGGGCUGUGUUUGAAGAACCAGGCUUUUGUGGCGAGUCCUACCUCCUGGAGAAAGGCCUGUACGGAAGCCCGGAGGACUGGGGGGCGCUGGAGCCCACCAUUGGCUCAAUAAUGCCUGUCGUGCUGGAUGAUUUUGAGAGCGCUACAAAGUUUAAGGUGCUGCUUUUCUCUGAGCCAGGCUUUCAGGGUUCCUCCGUGGCUCUGGAGGACGACGUGGCCUCCCUGCAGGACGGUUUCUCUGUGGCUUCCUGCAAGGUCCUGGCUGGAAGCUGGAUGGCAUUCGAGGGCCGCGACUUCUCUGGCAAGAUGUACGUGUUAGAAGUGGGGAGCUAUCCGGACCUCAGAGCAAUGGGCUGUGUCAGCGCGAGCUCCUCCGUCCUGUCGCUUCAGAUCGUCGGCUUUGAGUUCUCGUUGCCAUCCAUCACUCUCUUUGAGCGGAGUGGCCUGCGGGGGAAGAGGGUGGUCCUAACGGACGGAUGCGUCAACCUCCAGCUGGCUGGAGGCUGCGGCCGCGUCCAGUCCGUGCUGGCGGAAGGGGGCAUGUGGGUAUUAUAUGAGGGAAUCAACUACCGGGGAGCUCAGAUUUUGCUGAGACCUGGUGAGGUGCCAGACUGGCGCAAGUUCAGCAGCUGGCAGAAAAUUGGAUCCCUCCGUCCUCUGACACAGAAGCAAGUGCACUUCCGUCUGAGGAACAGGCAGACGGGGCUGAUGAUGUCAGUGACGGGGGAUUUGGAUGACGUCAAGCUGAUGCGGAUACAAGAGACGGAGGAGACGGACGGUUUCGAGCAGAUUUGGUUCUACCAGAACGGACACCUGCACUGCAAGCUGUUGGAGGAAUGCCGCCUGGGUCCCAGCGGCAGCGUCACCAUCGCAGGGAGCAGAAUGGGUCUCACCCCGGAGCUGAGCGACCGGGUCCUCUGGAGCAUCACGCCUGAGGGCUUCAUUCGGUAUUCGCUCAACCCUGAUCUCGUCCUGGAAGUCAAAGGUGGCCAUAACUACGACAAAAACCAAGUGAUUCUGAACGUGCUCGAUCCAAAUAAACUCCAGCAGCGGUGGGACGUGGAGAUCAUCUGAACACAUGAACUGCUGAACGGGAUCACUGAUACUGUCGGAGACACAGCUCUAUCAGCUCUGCUCGAGACUCAAUGACAAGUGCUCACGGACGAGUACGUCACCGCAGGCGUUCAACCUUGUGCCGCGUGGGGGGGGUGGGGGGUUACAACAUGCCCAACGAAGAGGUCAACCUAGAGAGCAAUGAGGAGUUUCAUAAGAAUGUAUGAAUGCCCACACAAACGUACGAGUGGCGUGUUCUGAACUUGAAAUCCUUUUUUUUUUUUUUUUAAUUUUCAACUUCCACUAAUAUUUCCCCCGAGGUUUAUAUUUUGUCCUUUUGUGGAAUAAAUCUGUCUCUGCCCGAUUAUUGAUUAACUUAAACAGUAUUAUUAUGUUAAACACUCCUACUGCCUUACACUGCAGCCGCAUGCGACAUGAAGCAACAACAAAGAAAAUACUGCAUCGCUUGUGUCUUUUAUUUUCGUUUAAUCCAAACUAUACAACACAGAAAAGGCUUUGUUUUCUGAAUAAUAAAAUUAUUUUUUGUCA